Molecule: messenger RNA, 909 nt
Organism: Gastrolobium bilobum
Lineage: Eukaryota; Viridiplantae; Streptophyta; Magnoliopsida; Fabales; Fabaceae
Product: ethylene-responsive transcription factor ERF118-like
Exons: 2
Coding region: 1-909 (302 amino acids)
Biological process (GO): regulation of DNA-templated transcription
Molecular function (GO): DNA binding; DNA-binding transcription factor activity
Source: RefSeq, a predicted model, not a curated record
AUGACGAGAAAAUUAAGCAUCAUUUAUGAUGAUCCUGAUGCUACUGAUUCAUCUUCAUCCGAAGAUGAGUCAAUGUUGAUUGUGAAGCCAAGAAAAAUAAAACGAAGCAUCCGUGAGAUCUCACUGCCCCUUGUUUUUGCCUUCCCUACCUCCCUUGAUAUUAGCUCAGAUGAGGAGAAUAAUGGCAAUGCGUUGAAGACUUGCAUUGAAGGUCAACCUCAAAACAGUAAGAGGGUUUCAACCCAAUCCCCUUCAAUGAGGAGGCAAUCUUCUGCCAAAUACAGAGGUAUUCGGCAGAGGAAAUGGGGAAAGUGGGUUGCUGAGAUUCGUGAUCCGUUCAAGAGGUCCCGUGUCUGGUUAGGCACUUACAACACUGCAGAAGAGGCUUUUCAAGUCUACGAGGCCAAAAGGCUUGAAUUUGAAGCUAUGGCAAAGGCUCAAACCCAAAACAAUGGUUCUUCUGCUGCCCUUUUGGCUGCAACUUCUGAAAAGAAAAAGAUUUCUACUGCUUUGGAGGACUCGGAGAGCGUGUUCUCACAGACAUUGCCAUCGUCUAUGCUUGAGUUGGAUACCUCAGCUUCCAAUUCGAUGGAGAAGGAUAGUAUUUCAAGCAAUGAAGCCGUUGAGGCCAAUGAUUUUCUGACUGAUCUGGCGGGGUUGGAAAUACCGGAUUUGAGUCUGAUGAACUUGCCUCCACCAUCUGCUGCUGCUGAUCCGUCUGGGUCUGCUGCUGCUGAUCCGUCUGGGUCUGCUGCUGCUCCAUCUGGGUCUGAGCCCAACCUUGGGCUUGAUAUUGAUUGGUUAUUGUUUGAUGAUUAUGUGCAGAGUUUUGAUGAUCUUGGUGACCUGCAAGAUAUCCAAAUUUCUGGGUUUAAUGACAAUGAGUCUAGUGAGAUUCCUGAACUUUGA